Messenger RNA from Oppiella nova, 468 nucleotides. The record is from the annotation of a GenBank genome assembly. NCBI's taxonomy places the organism in Eukaryota, Metazoa, Arthropoda, Arachnida, Sarcoptiformes, Oppiidae.
GGAGGUCGUGGUCGGGGACCUCCGGGCGGACUACCACCGGGACAGGCGAAGAAACAACAGAAUAGGGAGACUGUAGUGUCAUAUGAGGGACCCUACAUAGACCAGAGGCCCCCACAGUCUGAAUCAAAUAAUCGUAAAAACAAGAAUAAGAAGAAUAAACCGCCGAAGAAUAACAACAAAGAAACCCCCAGACCCCGACCCCCACCACUGAAUACCAAGCCCUCUGAUACCGAGGUAACGGUGCCGUUAUCUGAGUGGCGCCAAUUGGAGCGCCUACAGCACCACUGGGGGAACACCGCACACACCAAAUCAGCCUUAAGUCGCAAAUUCAUAUUCUUCUUGGACAGGGAUGUGAGUUAUCAGCGCCACGACGCCUGUCUCACACCCGACAACCAACUGGGAAGUUGUCAUUUCGUACAGCACUGUCCCAUUCCCGAUGUCAUCAGGAGUUUCGACAAAUUCUUGUCG